AUCUUCGUACCACGACAGAUUACAUGAAUAGCGGCAGCACAAAACCAACAUGUACGCAGAUCCUGGUAGCUUCUUCCAUCGGAUUAAUCAUAGCAGCCGCCAUGCAUUUUCGCCUCAAAAAGAUACGGGAUCAGAGAAUUGUGCCCCGCAUCAAAAUUUCCGACACUGGCCAGGUUUUAAACAUCGAAAAAUUCUCUCACUACGUAGCUAGGCAGAUGGGGUUCACAGAUAGAAGAGAAUGCCCACACCUUUGCAAACUGGCUUCUGAAUACAUCAGAAAAUCCGAAGGAUGUGAAGAAGAUAUGUACGCGUUUUUCGCAAGUGAACCGGAUGUCGAUUCCCUCUUCAUUAAACUCGUCGAAGAGUUUGAGAGAUGCAUUCUCAGCUACUUUGCAUUCCACUGGGCACAUGCUUCCUAUAUGCUCAGCCAGGUACUGGGUGCUGAAAACGAGGCGAAAAAGAAGCUUAAGCACAUUGUCAUGGCAGCCACAAGAGAACAGAGAUUCGAGAGGGUGACAAAGAAUCUGAAGGUGGCUAGAGUAUUUACCACACUAGUGGAGGAGAUGAAAGCAAUCGGACUAGUAUCUCUCGACGAUUCACAGUGCACGAACGUGAUGGUGCCGAUGGCUCAUAAAGACAGAAGCCCGGUGCUCCUCCUCAUGGGUGGCGGCAUGGGAGCCGGCAAGAGUACUGUGCUCAAAGACAUUCUCAAAGAACCAUUCUGGGCUGGAGCAUCUGGAAACGCAGUCGUAAUAGAAGCAGAUGCGUUCAAAGAAUCUGACGUCAUUUACAGAGCUCUAAGCUCUAGGGGCCACCACGACAUGCUUCAAACUGCUGAACUGGUGCACCAAUCGUCUACAGAUGCAGCAUCGUCACUCCUAGUGACAGCACUGAACGAAGGGAGGGAUGUGAUAAUGGACGGGACCCUCUCGUGGGUCCCGUUUGUUGUCCAAACGAUAAAUAUGGCAAGAAAUGUCCACCGAAAAAGAUACCGCAUGGGGGCCGGUUACAAAGUGGACGAUGCAGGAGUCGUCACUGAAAACUACUGGGAACAAAUUGACGAGGAGCAAGAGCAGGACGGGACUAAGAAGCGAAGAGCUUACAGGAUAGAGUUGGUCGGAGUUGUCUGUGAUGCUUACUUAGCAGUAAUCCGAGGAAUAAGGAGAGCUAUAAUGUGUAGGCGAGCUGUAAGGGUGAACUCGCAGCUAAAAUCACACAAGAGAUUCGCAGAUGCAUUCACAACGUACUGCAACUUAGUAGACAAUGCUAGACUUUACAGCACCAAUGCAUUGGAAGGCCCUCCUAAGUUGAUAGGAUGGAAAGACAAGGACAAGACACUGUUGGUGGAUCCAGACGAAAUAAAGAUACUGAAAGUGGUGGGGAGGUUGAACGAAGAAGCGGGUUCGAUAUUCGAGCUGUACAAGAGGCCGCAUCCAGGUUUCGAAGCGGGGUCCGUUUGGAACGACAUAGUUUUGUCGCCUUCGAGGUUGAACAUUCAGAAAGAGCUCAAGUAUUCCAUUCAGAAAGUCGAGAGCUUCCGAGAAUGAAUCAUCUUUGGUGUCACCGACACUAUACAUCAUCUAUUAUGCCAGACACUCAAACUUUAGCAGCAAAAUCCCAUCAUGGAGAUUUUAGGCUACUAGUUUUUUUUCUCGUUUUUUUUUAAUGUAUCGAUGUUUUUGCUUUGUCCCCCUUCAGCCAAUGGAUAAUACUACAUAGCAAAAAAAGAUGAGCAAUCCCCUCUCACAUAUAUACUAAAAAGAACAAUACAA
Molecule: messenger RNA, 1772 nt
Organism: Erythranthe guttata (spotted monkey flower)
Lineage: Eukaryota; Viridiplantae; Streptophyta; Magnoliopsida; Lamiales; Phrymaceae
Product: P-loop containing nucleoside triphosphate hydrolases superfamily protein
Molecular function (GO): ATP binding; kinase activity
Source: RefSeq, a predicted model, not a curated record